GAGGACGCGAGACGAUAUCGCGAACCACGACUAACACGGUAUCGUAAUUCGUAAUCGCAGCGAGGCAGUACGCGAGUGCGGCCACGGCCUCGACCACGACUACCGAUACCGAUACCGAUACACUGAACCGCCACCACAUUCGGCUACUCGAUGUCCACUGCCAUAGUGCGAGUGACGAGUGUAUCCGCGUAAUACUCGUAUACCGUUUCGUUCGUCAUCUUUUUGAUUCUUUUUUGCGAUUUUUUGUUUUUUUUACGCGCGUUUAAUUUCUCGAAUCGAAACGAUCGUUUAUUAUACUCGUAACUACGUAACGUAAGUAAAGGCAUUUCGUGUACGGAUUAACUCGUCCUCGUCGGUUGUUCGGAAGUGCAUCAACCACGUGAUUCACAUACGAGUACCUAGACCUACGUACGUGUACGUGUACGUGUACGUUGUACGUAUACCGUACCGAAUUGGUGAAUUUGCAGCGUCAGCAUUUCCGUAUCCCCCAUCUAGCAUUCCGCGUUCCUCGUAGGACUAGGUACUACUGUUUCAUUCGCAGCAUCUCAACGCCAACACCUUGUCAUCUCAGCAUCUCAGCAUUUCAGCAUUUCAGCAUCUCGUCCUACACGGAAGCGCGUGCACCGUAAACUACUCGUACGAGUACAUUCGUCGUUGCCUAGGAGAGGUGUGAGGUAUAUUCGGCAUCCACCAACCACCAACCACCGACCACCAACCACCGACAGCCAACAGGUAGAAAAAUGCGUACAGAGCUCUGCACAACCGAGUCCGAGUGCCAAGUGGCAAAAUAGAGAGAUACUCGUAGAAGGCGGCGACGUAGCUAUGGCGGCCACAUCGACGAUGGCGAUUGCGGCAUGCACCAAUUCGCAUCCGCGUCAUACCGGUUGAUACGUGUACCGCGUACAAACUCGCUGUUGGAUAAUUGGUAUUGGUAAUGCGUUGGGCUGAGACAAGUGGUGCCAGUGGUGGCCAGUGGGCAGUGCUGCGACUGCGACUGCGACUACGACUACGACUACGACUGCGAUGAAUGCGACAUCGUUUGUAGCGGGAGCGGCGGAGGCGACUGGGGCAGCGCAAAACUUCACCGGCCCCGUGGAGGAGCUGUACCAAGUACCGCCGUACAUGGUCAUCCUAUUGUCCAUCUGCUACGGAUCGAUCUCGGUUUUGGCCACAGCCGGCAACGGCCUAGUCAUUUGGGUGAUUGUCGGCAGCCGAAGAAUGCGAAACGUCACCAAUUACUACAUAGCGAAUCUGGCCCUGGCCGACUUCUUAUUGGCUGUAUUCGCCAUACCGUUUGAGUUUCAGGCUGCUUUGCUUCAAAAAUGGAAUUUACCGAAUUUCAUGUGCUCGUUUUGCCCAUUCGUCCACUCGUUGAGUAUUACGGUGAGCGUAUUCACUUUAACUGCGAUCGCAGUGGACCGACAUCGAGCCAUUCUAAAUCCAUUCACGGGACGAGCUUCGAAGGCGGAAUGCCAAAUAGUGAUAUCUCUAAUAUGGAUUUCGGGAAUCCUGUUGAGUUUUCCAAUGGGUUACGCGAUGCAAGUCAUCUACCUUGCUGAUGAAAACAAUAAACCGUUCUGCUUUACGGUCAGAUUCAGCGAACAAACCAUGCAAAUAUAUCGAACAACUUUGGUAUUAUUGCAGUACGUGAUGCCGCUGAGCGUCAUUAUUUGGGCUUACUCCAGCAUCAGUUUCGCGCUGUGGGGAAAUACAACUCCUGGAAAUGCGCAGUCGGACCGCGAUGCCAAUUUGAUGCGAAAUAAAAAAAGGGUAAUUAAAAUGUUGGUGAUAGUAGUUGCGUUGUUUGCUUUAUGUUGGUUACCGUUACAAACGUAUAAUAUACUGCAAGGAGUUUUAUCCGAAAUCAACGAAUACAAAUACAUCAAUAUCAUAUAUUUUUGUUUUGACUGGUUCGCUAUGAGUAAUAGCUGUUACAACCCGUUCAUCUACGCCAUUUAUAACGAAAAAUUCAAAAGAGAAUUUCAAAUGAGAAUCAGUAAGCUGAGGUUACGCAAAGAAGAAAAAAAGCUCAGACGUGACUUGAGCUUAUUUUCUAGCGGCAGAUACGAAUGGAGAUACAAUUCGACAGUGCGAGAACACUGUUCAAUGCCGGCCAAUGAAACGCUUCUACUAAAGGAAAGCCCGUCGUGCUAGCGAUCAACAAUAAUGAACCAACAAUCACCGUAUUGCUUCUAUACAUACCUAUUUCGCGUACCUAUUCCUUUUUUUCCCAUUCCUUUCGAUUGUUACUCCUUUUUUACCCGACCAACUCACUCGUAAUAGGUAAACAAUUGAACAUCAAGCAUAAGCACAUUAUGGUUUGUGGUGUGUGCCAAAAACAGUUGGUCUUGAUACCCCAUACCGAUUACCGAUUACCGAUUACCGACCAUGCCUGAUACCAUACGUGAUGUAAUAAACGAAGAAUCAAGGGGUUGUGGUAGCAUCGUCGUACCGAAACAAUUGUAACGAGCGCAUGUAAAUCAUUCGAAGACAGCGAAAGACAAUGGAGGGAUUCAGCAAGUAAAUUUCUACUACGAUUGUCUUGAAAACCUCGCUAUCAAGUUUGUUUUAUUUGCGUCCAAAAAUCACAAACAUGGAAAAAUUGCGGACAAUUGCAAGCCUCCAUGCAUGAUCUAGUCAGUCCAGUGAGGCGAGAAAAACUGAAACGUACUUAUCCUUCUACAAAUGUGGUACUUGGUUCCUACAUUGAAUUCACAAUACGAAUGCAGGUACAUAAGUUAAAUUUUGAUGUGUGCAUUUAAAAUGCUCGACUCGAUCACCUACUUACGAGUACAUUACACCAGUCUUGAUGUCAGCGACCGCACCUGCAUGUAUGUACCACGUACCUAUACGCUAUAAUAUGUACAUUGUACCUAUGUAAAUUAAUUGUAAUGUACAGAUAAAAUCAAAUAUUUUUUUUUAAUAUAGUACGCAAUACGCAUGCAACCAAAUGUUGAGAUCGAUUUUACUUACUACAUAGUACAUACAUAAAUAUUGCACCCGGUACCUAUGCUAUAGCUGAAUGUCUACCAAACAUACCCAAACCUAACCAAAAUCAAAGUACCUACGAUACAUCUACUAGUACAAUACAGAUGUAUUCGUGUUUUUUGUAACAUUCGCAUUCGCAUACCUAUUUAGCGAAUUAUUCGCCUGAUCUGAUCUGCGACACACUGAACGUAUGUACAUGAUUAGAACACCAACUCGAAAACAGCAGUCACUGACGUAAGAAGUUUCUGUUUCUUGCACUCGAUGCGGGAGCAAAUUGCAAGUCACGCUAACGAUAACGAUACGUCAGCGUCACAAAAAAGUAUUGCCAUUUUAAGGAUGCAAAAGCGAGCUUACAAUUAGGUAGGUAACAGGUAUUACCGUUUCAAAUCCGACAAGAAGAAAGUACAUAUAAUACACACAUCACAUAUUUAUACGUAUAGGUAUGUAUGUAUUUGCAUAGCAAAGUACAUACGUAUAGGUAUGUAUGUAUUUGCAUAGUAAAGUACAUACGUAAUUUCGUAUGCAUGCGUUUGAGUACUAAGAUCCUUCUCUAGUUCUUAGGUAACCGAAAGUUGAUGCAUUCAUUCUAAGUAUUUUGACGUUUCUUACGUACCUACACCUAGGUUCUAGUACGCUUAAUUUGUACAGUAAAACGAAAAAAAGUGUCUGUACAGAUCACGAGCUUUUCCUAUAAGUAGAUAUUUAUUGACGACUAACAAUGCUUCUGCCAUGCCAUUUGAUCAGGUAUGUAUGUACGUAUGUACUCCAUCCCGUAUUUGUCACUCGGUUUCGGUGCACUUUUUUUACACAAGACGCUCAAAUUUUCAAAUCUCGAUUCAGAAAAUAAACGAGGGCAAUUUAGAAGGAUUGGGUAUAAGUACAUGUUACAUACGAGCACAACAUUUUCGGAUCCGGCUACGAUGCCAAGAUAAGAGCUACAAAUUUGUACCUUCAAGUAUCGUGCGUGUAGGUCUGGGCGUGUAGCUGACUAGCUGUGUAGUGUUAACUGUGUAGGGUGACAGGGUGUAAUGUACGCGUAGUAGGUAAAAAGUAUUAUAUGAUGUACAAUGCAGGUCUACUGUAAACCAAAAUUCCACGUUAUUUAUUCAGACAUUUUUGUUUAUUAAUACGUAAGUUCUUUCACUCCAAAAAGUCGGUUACCUUUUGAUUUUCUGUGUUCUGUGUUAUACGAAUUAAUUACUAACAUAAGCAUUUAUAGUACCUACACACGUACAUAUAGGUACAUCUACAUAAUAUGUACUUAAAAGGUAUGCCGAUCUGUACGUUUGCGAUUCAUCAUCAUCAAUUAUUUUAUUUAAAAUAAUGUACUUUACCUACUUAUUCGUGUACCGCGCUUGCAUGUAAAUUGUAGCUCAUAUAAGUAAUUUCUCUAAGUAUUCAUUCAUUUUUUUCUCAUUCGUUCUAUGUACUUAUUUUCAUCGAUUAAGAAUCUAUUAUUGUAAUUAAAGUCUGAUCGUGAGUA
Molecule: messenger RNA, 4471 nt
Organism: Planococcus citri (citrus mealybug)
Lineage: Eukaryota; Metazoa; Arthropoda; Insecta; Hemiptera; Pseudococcidae
Product: tachykinin-like peptides receptor 99D
Exons: 8
Coding region: 1024-2154 (376 amino acids)
Biological process (GO): G protein-coupled receptor signaling pathway
Cellular component (GO): plasma membrane; neuron projection
Molecular function (GO): neuropeptide binding; neuropeptide Y receptor activity
Source: RefSeq, a predicted model, not a curated record